Molecule: messenger RNA, 694 nt
Organism: Benincasa hispida (wax gourd)
Lineage: Eukaryota; Viridiplantae; Streptophyta; Magnoliopsida; Cucurbitales; Cucurbitaceae
Biological process (GO): negative regulation of catalytic activity
Molecular function (GO): pectinesterase inhibitor activity
Source: RefSeq, a predicted model, not a curated record
UUCUCAGAAUUGCAAACAUUAGCAGCCAAGUAACUAUGGCUUUCUCAGCAUAUUCUUCACAACUGCUAACCUUGUUCCUCAUUCUCGUCAUCAUUUACCCUGCUUUGGGAGAUCCGGCAACACAGCAAAGGAUUGAUCGAAUAUGCCGUCAAAAUGAGGAUUAUGGGUUUUGCAACAGAACCUUCAAUGAAAACCUAAGAGUUCCAGCAGAUUAUAUUGCCCUGACCUUGAUAGCAAAUGACCAAGUUCUGAGAAACACUUCCAAUACCUAUCAGUUCAUUGUGGAACUUCAAGCCAGCACUGAUGAUCCAGCAACAAGAGCUGCUCUCGAGACUUGCAGAAUUGGUUGCAGCCAGGUCAGGCAGGCGUUUGUACAGGCAAUUUCUUACUUCAAUCAGAAAGACUAUGGCAAUAUGGUUGAGGUUGAACGAGCAGCGCCAAGAGGAGAGGCUUUCUGUAGACCACCAACGCCAGAGAGCCCGUUGAUUGAGAGGAAGAGGGAAUUGAGGAUCCUCAUUGCAAUGGCUGUGGUUGCAGGUCAUAUUCUCGCCACUUGAUCUACCCAGUCAUCGCUGUCAGAUUUCUUUCGUGGAUAACAAGUGCACACAGCCUCAUUACACAACUCUGAUAUAGCUUGUUUAUGUAGAAGAUAAAUGGGCAUACCUAACCAAAAUAUUGACAUUUACUAAAACAU